AUGGCUGUGGAUGAGGACGAAGUCUCGCAACUCAAAUCGAACGCGGACAACUUAGCAAAAUGUCUCCAUGCUUUAUUGGAAAGAAUUGAGCAGCUAGAACGAAGAAAAUCGUCGUCGCCACAACGACAAGAAUCGACCGACUCUCGCGCUGAAUCUUAUGCAGAAGUUGCUGCUACUUCCGGGAAGAAAAAGCGUGGUAAAAAGAAAGGGAAACACGUCGACGAGAAGGCGGCGAAUGGCGGAUAUGUGGAUGUGGCCAAGAUCGAACUCGAUGAGCCAGAGAAUUCGGAGCAAGUUGUCAUGUCGGAUACGAUUUGCGUGGAUCCGGAGACGGGCCUGAAGAAACGAACCAUUGUGACCGAGCGAGUGCUUACGACGAAAACUUUUCACGCAUUGACUUUGGAUGGCGCUCCCGUCUUAAUGCCUUCGAAUGGACGUCAAUUGGGUCCGGUGUAUCAACCACGAUCUGUUCAAGUCGAGGCCGCUCAAUUGAAACAGAUCGAAGUCGAAUCUAUUUUUGGACAACUGGUGGUGGUAAAAGUACAUCCAGAUGCCACUCACAAUAUUCGCCCGGGUGAUUCGAUUACAGAAAUUGACGGAAACCCGGUAACGAAUCUUAAAGACAUCGAGAAUCUACGUGGCCACUCGACUCUCACUUUGACCACCUCGGCCAUCUAUCGCGGUCCUUCAAUUUUCUACAAAAUCAAUGGUGAAUACAGCUCUGAGAAAGAUGAAAAACGCAUUUGCCAGUGGUUGCCUAUUGAGGUGAAAAGGGGCGAUGUGGCAAGAAAAGUGAACGAUUUGACCCAUGUCGGAUAUCUUCCCACAAAUCUUGCCAUGGAAAAGGUCUCAAUGUUGUGUCCCUUUGGUCGUCGCGUGCUAGUGCUUUUGGGUGCUCCUGGGGUCGGUAGAAGGACUUUAAAAUCGAUGCUUUUGCGCUCAUCACCGGCUCACUUUGCUACAGUCAUUCCAAUGACGUCACGAGCUCCUCGUUCUUCUGAACAAGAAGGCCGAGAAUAUCACUUUGCUCGGAAAGAAGACAUGUUAAAACGUAUUCGCGACGGAGACAUGAUUGAAUGGGGUGAACUCGAUACGCAUUUGUAUGGGACAUCUGCUGAGUCGGUCCGUAACAUUGUGCGCGGUGGUCGAUUAUGUGUUCUAGAUUGUGCGCCAAGGGCUCUAUCGUACUUAUACAACGGAGAAUUUAUGCCAUUUGUGGUCCAUAUUGUGCCGCCGCAGCUCGACGAAUUUGUUCAACUGGAGACACUUCGACAAACAAGACGUACCACCGAACAGUUGGCACAAACUUGUCAAGAGAGUGAGAACAUUGCGAGUGGAACAAAUGCGACUCAAAUUCAUCUCACAUUAGUCAACAGAAACAUGGACGUGACCUUUAAACGUUUACUUGAUAACCUGGAAGCACUGCGAAGUGAAACACAAGUUGUCCCGGAUAGCUGGAUGUGC
Mesorhabditis belari is the source of this 1464-nucleotide messenger RNA. Lineage: Eukaryota; Metazoa; Nematoda; Chromadorea; Rhabditida; Rhabditidae. The record is from the annotation of a GenBank genome assembly.